Molecule: messenger RNA, 1634 nt
Organism: Archocentrus centrarchus (flier cichlid)
Lineage: Eukaryota; Metazoa; Chordata; Actinopteri; Cichliformes; Cichlidae
Gene: nup42
Product: nucleoporin 42
Exons: 7
Coding region: 86-1414 (442 amino acids)
Molecular function (GO): metal ion binding
Source: RefSeq, a predicted model, not a curated record
CAGCUCAACCUCGUUCGGAAAACACCUCCGAGUGGAAGCAGUGGCGUUUAUACGUCCAGAAAAACGCCUUUAGCACCGUGUGGAAAUGCCAGUGUGCAGCUUCUUCCUUCAGGGCCGCUGUCGGUACGGCGAAAAAUGUUGGAAUGAGCACCCGAGAGGAGGAAGCAGGGGAGGUGGAGGAGGUGGAGGUUAUAACAACAACAACUACGGCGGCCGCGCCCCUGGGCAGCAGCAGUCUAGAAGUGGAGGGUUUGGAAACAGAGUUUGGGUGAAUCCUUCCCAGCAAAAAGGAAGCUACAUCCAGCCUUCAUCCUUCUCUCAAGGAAGUGACGACUGGGGUCAUGGAGGAGGGGGAGGAGGUGGUGGUGGUGGAGGAAGAAGAGAUAACGUGAAGAGUUCCGAAUUUAGUUUCUCAACUCAAAACAGAUUUUCGUCUCUUGAUACUCCCAGCAACUUUGACAGGGGAGGCCGGGGGGGAGGAGGAAGGGCAACGACGGGAGAAACAGCUGGUGAAGAAGAUGAUGACAAAAAACUGGAAAUCAUUCAGAUGGACAUGGAUGUUUGGGAGAAGUCUGGUCAGUGGGGAUUCUCCUGUUAUUGUAGCUUCAGGACGCCUAUAUCUGGUUUCAACGAUCUCUCUCCUGAAGAACUCAGGCUGGAGUACUACUCCACAAGAGCUUCAGGAGAUCUGCAGAGCUACAUGAACGGUGUCAAUCAGCUUUUCAGCCAGUGGCAAAGCAGAGUCAAGGAGUUAAAGAUUCUGAAUCCAGCCACUCGGGCAGCGCUGCUUGCAGAGUUAAACGGCACCGCACCUCAGGCAUCUUCAGGUGGCUUUGGCUCCACGUCAGCAACUGGAUUUGGAUCCUCUACCUCCAGCUUUGGAAGCAAAGGUUUUGGAGCCCCAGCACCUGUCCAGGCCAGCGGUUUCAGCUUUUCUGCUUCAAAUAGUGGAUUUGGUUCUGCAUCGACACAGUCAUCUUCAACAGGUUUUGGUAGCAUUUUAGCAGCUGCUACACAACAUCCUUCUGGGUUUGGCUCUGCAUCCUCGUCUGCACCUUCAGCGUCAACUUUCUCCUUCGCCUCCACGGACAAACCAGCAGCCGCUUCAGGAUUUGGAUCUGCCUCUGGAUUCAGUUUGCCCUCUACGGCAAGCACCGGGGGAGGGUUCGGUAGUGGUUUCGGGGUUGUAGCCCCUGCCGCAACAGGAAGCAGCAGUACCUUUGUGCAGAAGACUGCAGGAUUUGAGGCCACUCAACCCACUUCAGGAACUGGGACUGCUGGGGGGGCAUCGGACAGUCUGUUUUCUCCUCAGAGCAAACUGACUGAGGAGGAACUGAAUCAGUUCAAGGCUAAGAGAUUCACACUGGGACAGAUUCCGCUGAAACCUCCUCCUGCUGACCUGCUAGCGGUAUGAUACUACAGAGAAUAUGGGUAGAUUGUUAAACUAGAGAAUAAUUUAUCAAAUGUGAUUUUCUUCUUUGAAGUUCUUUUGUGCAAAUAAAUUUCACACUUCUGAUCAGUUUGGGUGGAAAAACUCGAUUUGGUCCAAUUUUUAAAUACAACGUGUACUUCUCCAACAGAUUGUAUUUUUAAAAGCUGUCUUUUGUCUUUAUAAAGUUCUACUUCUGAGUGAU